This is a messenger RNA of Aspergillus japonicus CBS 114.51, 4137 nucleotides long. RefSeq names its product UDP-glucose:sterol glycosyltransferase (gene atg26). The transcript is spliced from 3 exons. Bases 1 to 4137 code for a protein of 1378 amino acids. Gene Ontology annotation, biological process: carbohydrate metabolic process. Lineage: Eukaryota; Fungi; Ascomycota; Eurotiomycetes; Eurotiales; Aspergillaceae. Gene Ontology annotation, molecular function: hexosyltransferase activity; UDP-glycosyltransferase activity. The record is from RefSeq and is a predicted model, not a curated record.
AUGCGACCCUUUAUCGACGAUACCAAACGGCGAGUGGACCGGAGGCUCAGCGCAAGCAAGCAGUCCAUCUCUUCCAGCCGCAUCUUUGCCGGUGCUUUCCCGGAACGACUCAAAGACGACCACGAUGCUCAAGUCGACUUCUCUGCGCCCCCUGCCGGCGUCGCAGCUCGCGACGGUCACAUGCAGUACAUGCAGCAAUCCAUAUUCUCCAUGAUCGCCGCUGUGGGCUCUAGAUCGGACUUCCAUGCACGAUUCGACGAAUCAAGCGACAGUGAUGGGGAGAAUGAAGACCGCACUCCAAAGGAGCAUGAAGACGUCACAUCGACUUCUGCGUCGCCCAACAAGGUCGGGCCCGGUAGUCGCCGGUCUCCCAAACCCACAGGCCCACCGCAAGAUAGAGGGCGUCGUCACCAGAGGGUCUUGUCUGAGAACAAGCUUUUGCGAUCAUUCAUGUCAACAGCCAAGCGAGGCAAAGAGCGAGAACCCACCAUACACUCAGAACCACCCACGGACGAUGAGAUGUCUCGGGCCUCGACCCCCAGACGACCACGCAGUGCUACGCCGCGGGCGGCCCCUGUUCUCAGUCGCAUGGUCGAGGCACAAGCCGCAUUGGACGCGAAGGAGUCUUCCGAAAGCUCCUCGGAGCGAACGGAUGAAGAGAGCGACAAAGACCACAAGCAGUCGUCGGGGACCUCCCUCUCCGUGCGACUCAAAGAGAUGUUUGGGUUCGACGUCCCGGAGAAAGUGGUUGUCGAGUAUGCGUGUUCGCUCUUACAGAGUAUGCUGCUUCAGGGAUACAUGUAUGUCACGGAAGGCCACAUCUGCUUCUAUGCCUACUUACCCAAGAAAUCGACCGCGGCUAUCAAAUCCGGGUUUCUCUACAAACGGGGCCGGAAGAACCCUAAAUACAAUCGCUACUGGUUCUCCCUGAAAGGCGAUGUGCUAUCUUACUAUGCGGACCCCUCGAAUCUGUACUUCCCCAGCGGCCACGUCGAUCUCCGCUAUGGGAUCUCUGCAUCCUUAGCAGAACCAAAGGACAAGAGCCGAGAGACGAGGGAUUUCCAGGUCACGACCGACCAGCGAACCUACUACUUCAGAGCAGACAGCUCCGCGAGUGCCAAGGAAUGGGUCAAGGCUCUACAAAAAGUCAUCUUCCGAACUCAUAAUGAAGGCGAUAGUGUGAAGAUUUCCUUCCCGAUUGAGAGCAUUAUAGACAUAGAGGAAAGUCCGAUGGUCGACUUUGCCGAGACUUUCAAAAUCCGUAUUGUCGAGAGCGAGGAAACAUAUGCGAUUGACGAGUACUAUUUCUCCUUUUUCGAUUCCGGCCAAGACGCUUUCAACUAUCUGAAAGGUCUUGUUGACAAUUCCCCGAUGAAACGGUCACAGCAGGCUCUCUCACCACAACCCAACCAUUUGACUCGCUCCCGUCGUUCCCGGGUGGCGCAAAAUAGGUGGUCAAUCACUAGUGGUACAAGUCAACCUCGAGGCGUCGCGAAUGCUAGCAUGCAGCGACGGAGAAGCGCAAGCACCGGUCAGGUUGUAUUUGGCAAUGAUGCGACGAUUAUGUCUCCUUCAACGAGACAGCAGGACUCAUCGACGUCGUUUAGCCAUGCCCUGGAGCAUACCACCGAGUCUUCUGCCCUCUUGCAGUCAAUGACAGACACAACAGAAUCGGCCAGUCAGAUCCUGAACAGAAGCGACGUCUUCCACUCUCCUACAAUCCAAAGUUUACGGAGAGGUCCUUCCGCAGCUAGUCGAACCCCCCGGCGAUACUCUGAUGAAACAACUCGAUCGAUGCAUGCCUACGGCAACGAUACUGCGGGGCCUGCAUUUACCAGAGAAGGGCAAGAAAUCCAGUAUACCCAGAGUGACUUCGACCAGGAAACUCAAGGCUCUUCCCGGGUACAGCCCUCGGCGCACGCUCUGAAUGACAUCGUACGGGCGGGAACAUAUCCUUUGCAGCGCGCUGCCGGGUUUGCGGAGUAUCUCAAAACACGGUCGAAGCAGAUGAGCAACAUCCUUGCAAGUGAAUCCAUGGGCUACAUAGAAAAGGUGUCCGGGAUGUGGGCCGGUGGCCGGAAGCAUUACGGAGAAGCCGAGGGGAUACUUGCCGACGAUCAAGCCGUCGAUCCCGAAGACAAGGAGGGAGGAUGCAAGGAUGGUGACCGGUUUCGAGCGCACUUUGCGCUACCCCCAACCGAAAAGCUCCAAGCGACCUACUUUGCAUAUCUACAUCGCGUGCUGCCACUCUACGGCAAGAUCUAUAUCAGUCAGAAGAAGCUGUGUUUCCGCAGUCUUCUGCCGGGAACUCGCACUAAGAUGAUUCUCCCUUUGAAGGACAUUGAGAAUGUCGAUAAGGAGAAAGGCUUCCGAUUUGGCUACCAUGGCCUCGUGGUCGUGAUUCGGGGCCAUGAGGAGCUGUUUUUCGAGUUCAGUGCCUCCGAUAUCCGGGAUGAUUGCGCCGUGACCCUGCAUCAAGGUCUUGAGACGGUGAGGUUUCUGGCGGAGUCGGGGCUACUCGGGGAAGAAGACGAGAAGGUUGAGUCGGAAGCAGCAAAGGCAGAGCACCGUAUGCUUCAAGAAGCACGGCUGGAUGCGUCUGUGCUGCAAAGCUCCCGCUCCGCGCUCGUGGAGUCCUCUGAACUUCAUCCAAUUUUUGAUGACCCACGCGCCUCUAUCAUCAACUUCAAACCCACCGAGUCCCUAAGAAUCACAUGUCUGACCAUCGGUUCACGUGGUGAUGUGCAGCCAUACAUUGCCUUGUGCAAAGGCCUCCUUGCUGAAGGCCACCGGCCUAGGAUCGCAACUCAUGCAGAGUUCGGGCCCUGGGUGAGAAAACACGGCAUUGAGUUUGCGCCUGUAGAGGGCGACCCCGCGGAAUUGAUGCGGAUCUGCGUUGAAAAUGGAAUGUUCACGUAUUCGUUCCUUAAAGAGGCUUCAACGAAGUUCCGGGGCUGGAUUGACGAUCUGCUGUCUUCUGCCUGGAAGGCCUGCCAGGACAGUGACCUGCUCAUUGAGUCGCCGAGCGCGAUGGCUGGCAUCCAUAUCGCCGAGGCCCUUCGCAUUCCAUACUUCCGUGCCUUUACGAUGCCCUGGACUCGGACACGAGCGUAUCCACACGCGUUUGCCGUUCCGGAGUACAAAAUGGGCGGGGCCUACAACUACAUCACGUAUGUGAUGUUUGACAAUGUCUUUUGGAAGGCGAUCGCAGGGCAGGUGAACCGAUGGAGAAAGAACGAACUAGGUCUCAAGGCGACCGGACUAGACAAGAUGCAACCGAACAAGGUGCCAUUUCUUUACAACUAUUCCCCUACUGUGGUACCUCCACCCUUGGACUAUCCAGACUGGAUCCGCAUCACUGGGUACUGGUUCUUGAAUGAGGGAACAGACUGGACUCCACCGGCAGACUUGAUGGGAUUCAUUCGACGUGCUCGCGACGAUGGGAAGAAGAUAGUAUAUAUUGGGUUCGGCUCAAUCGUUGUCUCGGAUCCAUCGGCUCUCACUCGGACUGUCGUCGAAGCGGUUCAGAAGGCGGAUGUGCGUUGUAUUCUAUCGAAAGGAUGGUCUGAUCGACUGGGCGACCCUUCGAGUGCCAAAGCAGAGAUUCCCCUGCCACCGGAAAUCUUCCAGAUCCAGGCUGCACCUCACGAUUGGCUCUUCUCACAAAUCGAUGCCGCGGCGCAUCACGGCGGGGCGGGAACUACCGGGGCUAGCUUGCGUGCUGGCGUGCCUACCAUCAUCAAGCCAUUCUUUGGCGAUCAAUUCUUCUUCGGCACCCGUGUCGAAGACCUGGGGGUGGGUAUCUGCAUGAAGCGGCUGAACGUGAGCGUGUUUUCGAGAGCCUUGUGGGAGGCCACCCACAGCGAGCGAAUGAUUGUGAAGGCACGCGAACUGGGCAAGCAGAUUCGAAGCGAAGAUGGGGUGGAUACGGCGAUCCAAGCGAUCUACCGGGACCUCGAGUAUGCGAAGGAUCUGGUCCGACAGCGGUCGAUUGUUUCGUCGACGCCAUUCUCGCCGACUCCUGCAGCCAAGACCAUCGCGGAACAAGAGGCCGAUGACGACGUGGCCGACAUUGAAGAAUGGACAUUUGUGGGCGAGGACACCGAUGUCGACAUUGCGAAGCGAAUGCGCGAGUGA